Molecule: messenger RNA, 6252 nt
Organism: Lytechinus pictus (painted urchin)
Lineage: Eukaryota; Metazoa; Echinodermata; Echinoidea; Temnopleuroida; Toxopneustidae
Product: ribosome biogenesis protein SLX9 homolog
Exons: 5
Coding region: 322-1002 (226 amino acids)
Biological process (GO): maturation of SSU-rRNA from tricistronic rRNA transcript (SSU-rRNA, 5.8S rRNA, LSU-rRNA)
Cellular component (GO): nucleolus; 90S preribosome; preribosome, small subunit precursor
Source: RefSeq, a predicted model, not a curated record
GCUGCUGCAUGUCGCUGCUGGAUCCGGAUCGAUCAUUUCCUUUCCUGCUUCUUUUUCUCGAGCUAGGAUUCACUUUCUUAGCUGCCAUUCUGAGUAGGGACACGAAUUGUCACAACAAAGUGUCGUUACCUUAGUUUCGUACAUUCAAGAAGGCAAUGAAACUUGUACAGCUAACAGCAGCUUUUAAUUAUAUCAAAGUUUCAAACUUCAGCUUCAAACAAAGUUCAAACCUGGCUUGACUUCGCCGCGAUUCCUCUUCGCUGAUGCAGCAAGCAUUCUUGAGCCGAUCGCGAUAUGAUCGAGCUACAAAACAGCUAGCACAUGUGGUGGUUGCAGCGAAAAUUUAAAGGGGUAAUCUAUCACAGACUCACGAAAAUGGGGAAAAUCAAGCGACAAAGAAGAAAAUUGCAUCCACCAGCAGUCAAAGCCAAAGAUGAAGUUAAUACGAAUGAAAUGGAUACGGGACAGUUGCAGCCAAGUGUCUUGUUUCCAUCAAAGGGCAUCUUUCCCAGCUCUUCAGCCAAAGAUACAUUGCCAACAUGCAGGACAGAGGAGGAUGACCGAAUGACCUUUGUGUCCAAGAAAAGUAUCAAAGGAAGCAAACAGCUCUCCAAAGUGGAGAAAAGAAAGCUUCGACAUGACAAGUGGUUAGAAAAAAUGGACACCAUCAGCUCUGCCAAGAAGAAAGCGAUGGAUGCCAAGAAGCGAGCUGGUAUACCUGUUGUGGGUGACAUGCACCCUCUUAAUGAAGCUCUUCCUGAGCUUUCAGAAAUACUACAAAUUGGACCUCACUAUACACCAACCAAUACCAGGAACAAACAACCAACAAAGAAACCAAGAUCCACUCUGAAUAUGAAGGACAAGCAGAAGAUGAUGCUAGAAGAGAGUGCAAGAUUCCAUGAAGUUCUGAAGCAUUCUGCAUUCAAGAAAAACCCAUUUGCCACCAUCAAUGAACAUCUUAAAAACAAACUCAAACAAGAGCAACAACAAGAAGAAACGUGAUGAAAGAAGGAAUGAAAUUAACUAUUAAGUCUACAGUGGAAGCAGAGAAGAGAGGACUUCUAGCUGAACGAAUCUGUAUGUUAAAUUGGAUGCUUACGUUGAUGGGUGCUCAUUUCUUGGGUAUUGUGUGCCUCAUAGAAAGGUUUCUUAACAUAAAUGAUAAUUCUAAUUACUUUUAUGUAGAGCUUCAUAAAUAGAUUGUAAGCAUGCAAAACGAUUUACAGAUAGGCCCUAUAUAUUAUUACCUCAGUUUCAUUUAUUGGAUUCAGCUUUUGCACAUAAAUUUAUUCUCUUGAUGGAAAGUACAGUUUAUUGAUAAUGUCUGUUAUAUGUUGCGAUGCGCACUAGAAUUUAUGCACAUUUUGAUCAUCACACAUACAUAUACUAUGAAUGUACACGUAUGUAUGCACGGUAAAUUGCCAAUACGUCUACUGCCAACUCGUCCACUCACCACAUGGUCUACUUUCAUUUAGUCUAAUGCCAUUACGUCCAUCUAUAUUUCGUUUAACAAUCAUUUGGUCCAUUAACCAUUUGUUCCAAUCAUCACUUUGUCUAAUUAUCAUUUCGUCUAUGACCAUUUCGUCUCAUAACCAGUUGGUCUAAUAUCCAUUUUAUUCUCAUUCAUUUUGCACAAUUCAAUACUUAAUCCAAUUAGACCAAAUGGUAUAUGGACUAAUUGGUUAUUUGGACCAACUGGUUAUUGGAUGGAACAGCAUUAGACUAAAUGAAAAUAGACCAUGUGGCGGGUCGACGAACUGAUAAUAGACCAAAUGAUAGUAGACAAGCUGGCAAUUGGACGGAUUGGCAUGAGACGAAUUGGAAAUAAACCUGCAUGCACUCAUUAAUCCGCACUGCUAUGAAGAUGAUAGAAUAAAACAAAAGAACAAUAAAAUAAUUAUCGUUUCAAUUGACCAUGUUUUUAUAUACCAGGCGUAACAUGGUGGCAGCUAGGUUUGGUAUGAAUGAACCAAGGUACUGGAUCAGCCCCAAGAAGCUUCGUAGUUCCUUCUUUUUGGAUGGUGGCUCUAUCUGAUUGAUAGCUUCUAUCUUUUUCAUUUCCGGUUUUACACCAUCAGCAGAAUAGACCAACCCAAAGAAGCUGCAUUCUUGGACUUUGAUAAUGCAUUUCUCUGCAUUUAACUUGAUCCCAGCUCACCUUGUGUUUUCCAUGGCCUCAUGCAGGUUGUAAUCAUGACUCUGAUUGUCCUUUCCAUAGAUCUGUAUGUCAUCUGCUAUGCCUACAGCACCUUUGCAGUUCUUGUAUGUCUCAUCUAUCUUCAUUUGAAACACGUCUUGACUUACUCCUAGUCCAAAUGGAAGUCUGUUUAAACAGCAUCGCCCAAAAGGCGUAUUCCAGUAUCCAUUACUGGCAUCCAGUUUACUGAAGACUUGUGCCCCAUCGAGAUGUGGGGUGAUCUCUUCCAGUGUGGGCAUUGGGUAAUGGUCCCGCUUUAAUGCUGUUUUGAGAUCUCGAGGGUCCAAACAUAUUCGUAGUUUACCAUUGGGCUUUUCCUUCACUACGAUAGAGUUGACCCAGUCAGUAGGAGUCUCAACCUUGGUAAUAACUCCUUUCUCUUCCAUGUUGGUCUGCUCUUGUUGCAGCCUCUCCCUCAAUUCAAAUGCUACCCGACGUGGUGGGUGUAUGACUGGCUGAAUGCUGUUGUCCACAGUAAUGUGGUAUUGGAUAUCAUCAAAACACCCUACACUCAUCAAAGCACUCUGGAUACAUUGCCAAUAUAUCUGCUUUAUUCCUGACUGGAGGCCGUUUGUCUAUGGGUGUGUCAGGGUCAAUGCGUGCUACGCCUGGUUCCUUCUUGUUCACGUUAUGUAUGGUGAUUAGACCAAGAUCCAAACAGCUGUCUAGUCCGAAUAUUGCUUCUCCCUUUGCAUCAGUCACAAGGAAAUGCUCAUCAACACUCUUGUUGGUCCCUUUAAGAUGACCCGUUAUUCUGGAUACACCUGGCUGGCAGACUCGAAUCUCUCCAUAUGCCAGGAGAGUAGUGUUGCUCGGCUCUAGCACACCUUUCUUUGGAUAUCCAUCUUCGAUGUGUUCUGGAAAAAUCUGCUUGUAGAUACGCAUAGGUAGCACAUUGCUUUCGGCUCCCUUCACUUUGAGCUUUACCGUAGUUGGCCGAUCCCUGAUGUAUUUCUGGAUCUGGAUGAAGGCAUAGACAUCUUGAUUUGUUUGCUUCGUCUACGCUGUGUAUUUGGAUCGCACCAAUAUCUAGGUAUUCUUGCUAAUAUUGUGCACUUUCCUCUGUCUGUAAGUAGACUUUCUUGUUGGGACUCUAUUCAUUUCUGGGUGUAUUUUGCUUUGCUGAUAUGCAUACAGAUUCCCAGUGAUUUUGUUUCCCACAUGCUUUGCAUUCAGUGUGAAAUGCUGGGCAGUUCUCUCUCCUUGAGAAAUCAUGUUGUCUCCCACAAUUUCUGCAUUUUGGACUGCUCCUUCUGUUGCCCUCUCUCCUGAAGAAGAUAGGCAGGUUUGGGUCGAGAGGUUUUCACAGCAUCUACUUUCCGACCUGUAGUUUGAGACAUCAGCGACAUCUGCCAAUUAGUAGCUUCAUGACCUGUUGCUAUGUCUACAGCUUUCUGGAGUGAAAGCCUUUCAUCAUUCCCGAUGAGAGCUUUUUGUACAUCCUUCAAUGAGGUACCCCAAAUGAACUGGUCAAGAACACUGUUGUCUCGCUCUACUGCAUCUCUGAAUCUACGUUUGGCUGCUAUAUUUGUCAACUUAGUCAGGAAGUCAUCGUCAGUUUCGUCGUGGGAUUGUGUCAUAUGGUAUCGGUGUAUUUUAUGAUUUGUUUUGGGCUCUGUGUGCUGCUUAAAUUUGGUGAGGAUUACUUUUGUCACUAGCUUAUCCUGCUCAUUGUCGAAAGGUCCAGCUGUUGUAUAUCUCAAGCCCUUUCUCGCCCACCCAGAGCAGGAGGUAACUGCCUUUUUCGCUCUCAUUUCAAUUUUUCCAUACACUUUUAAACAUGAGUUCACGCCAUUGCUUGAACCUGGCGAAAGCUGUUACUACGUCUUCCGCUUCCCAGGCCAUAGUCAGUGCCGAUGAUAAUGUAUUAAUUGCAGCAGCCAUGACCGGUUUCACCCUCUCUCAUUCUCAGCAUGUAUCGUACGACGUAAGUCUACGGUAGGGUUGUACUCACAGUUUUCCACUGGUAGAUCGCAAAACUUUGCAUUCCAAUCCUUUUCCUUUGACAAAUCAUUGUUCAAUGUCCGUUAGAUUCGAUUUCAUUCACCGAUGCCACCAUGUUACGCCUGGUAUACAAAAAUAUGGUCGAUACAGUAAUUAUUUGAUUGUUCUUUGGAUUUAUUCUAUCGUCUUCGUAGCGGUGCAGAUUAAUAUGUGCAUGCAUACGUACAUUCAUAGUAUGUGUGUUGAUAUAAAUGUGCAUAAAAUGUAGCGCGCAUCGUAACAUAUAACAAUGUCAAAUCAUUGUUUUUCUUCUCUCUGAGAAGAUCAGUGAAGAAAUAUGCACAGAUUGUUGAAGGAUGGCUCCAACAUGUGCAUAUAAAUGUGAUUAUGAUAUGUUCGAUGAUAUUAUGUGGAAGCCCCAUGGUGUAGUGGUUGUGGCUCUCUUUCAAUCAGAGGAUCAUAGGUUUGAAUCUUACUCCAUGUGUUGAUGAUAUUCAGUAAGAAAUUCUUCAAUACUCUGUGCUUCCUGCAGACAAUCUACAUGUGGUAAAUUCAAAAUGGCAGGAUUUAUUUUGUAAAUGCAGAUCAUGUAAAAGCUUCUCUGCUAAAUCCUGAGUAAUUAUGCUGCAUUAUUUUAGAGCGCUUACAGACUUGUUGGGCGCUAUAUAAAAGAGCAUAAGUGUGAAUGUUGUACUGUUCACCUGUACUAGCUGCACAGAAAUGUUGUUAACGCAAACAGUGCACUAACAGAGGCCCUAUUUAAAUCAGUAAUGUUGCAACUUGGGUCACAACAACCGGUUAUUUACAUCUUGGAUCAACGAUUGACAUCACAAUAUGAAAUAUGUGACAUGAUGUGACUGUUCCUACUCUUAGCGCUCUGUUAGGCUAACAACGUGUCUGUGAGGUCGGCACUGAAGUAACAUUGGUGAAUAAUUAUAAGGGUUCAUCAUCAAGGGAAAUCUAAAAUCAUGUUGACAGAUCAAAGCAAGAAUUAUAUCAUACAUACCAGUUUUAAAACUUCAUUGAUUUGCGAACAUUUUGAUUGGGGAUGGGCAUGACCAUUACAAGGAAGAAACCAUGCUCAUACACAGACUUUUUAAAAAUGAACCCAUAUCAAGUAAAACAUCCCUCCAUCUCGGAGACCUUUAACAAAUGUUUUUCAAGUUUACCCCACCAGAAAUAAUGCCUCAAUUAUUCUAUUUGCCUUAUAGGUUUAAAUUUACCUAUCCUUAUCCGGGUUUGAAAAGUACCCCUCUGUCCUGAUUUUGGCAGUUUUGAUACCCUUAACACUGUAAGUGUGUACAUUGUCAGGCUGUUAAAAGCAACCCCUUUAUUUCAUAAUUUUGUGUGCAAGUAAUUUGGUAAGAUAUGCAGAUGCAAUCUCCAGCACAAGUCUUAUAAUUCCUUGAUCCUGCAGGAUUGUUCUUUGUUAUUGAAUAGACUCAAAUCAUAAUUUUCAAUACUGCAUAAUAUGCUAUUUCAUGAACAUGAUUUUAUUGCUUUUCCAUCCAUGUUGUGCACGUAUAGCUUGUCAAAUUUUGCAGUUGUCUAGUUGUGGAACACAGACAAUGAAACCACCAAAAAAUAUUAAGGUUAUGCAGUAGGUCUUACAAUGAUAUCAUAAUUGAGCAUGUUGAUAGUAGAUGAGUGUUGGUCUUUGACUACUACCUUGAUCCAUUUGUCAAGCAAUGACAAUAGUAUCCUGUGUAUUGAAAUCAGAACAAAGACAAUUUUUAAACUAAUUUAUAUACAAGAUCCUUUAGAUAAUAAUACAGAUGAAACAAAAGAAUAGAAAACUUAUAGCUUAAUUUUAGAAAAAUUUUAGGGGUUGUGUAUUGUUUUGCCUACUUGAACUGGGCAGUCCCUAUUACAAAGCUAUAGGAAUCAAUGAAUUAAUUUGCCAGUAUGGGUUAACUGAGGGAUCGAUGGAAGAUCAGUGAAUAAUUCUUCAGGUGUUUUUUAUUGCAUCAUGUUGAUGAAGAUAACUGUAAAUUAUAUGAGCAAUAAAACAACAGUUGUGAGAAAGGGAGCCAAGGUUAAAUCUUAAUCAUGAAAUACAUAGUAAACAUUUAUAUGUACUAUUUUCAAUAAACCUCAGUUUAACAACUUAA